Molecule: messenger RNA, 2595 nt
Organism: Sclerotinia borealis F-4128
Lineage: Eukaryota; Fungi; Ascomycota; Leotiomycetes; Helotiales; Sclerotiniaceae
Source: the annotation of a GenBank genome assembly
AUGGGUGUUCUUAGCUAUUUCAAGAUUUCAAAGUCUGAAAAGAAGUCUGAAUCAAGCAAAGAGAAAGCUCCAGCUGCGCAAACUUCUGUCGUUGGCAAUGAUUCCCCUCAACAUGGCUCGGAACCCUCACCUACGGGCUCGAGUAGGCAAAGUGUGAUCAGCAACAAUCGUUUAGAUGAUAUCAGACAUCAAGUUAUUCUCAACUAUCUUUGGCAGAAGCAAAGAGGUCUGAUGUGGAUUAUGGAUAAUUCAGGACAACACGAGGGUGUUAUGGUGCGCAAAGAUAGAACAGAAUAUCUCUGUCGUCCUCCAUCCCUAUCCAGCUCCACCUUUGGCAGAGCGAUGAAGAUCAUGAACGUUUCGGCUGCUAUGACCAUCAACUCCCCCGUCGUUGAACCAUUUCUCACCAGAUCGCCUGACGCUCUUGAUGUUCCUCUUACAAACGGCCUUCGAAUUCAAAUUUUACCAACUCUUGACGAUCUUCCUCGUGCUCGCAGAGCUCAGUAUGCUGCCUUCAUUGCUAGAGAAGCCCUCCUCGUCGUCUGGGAAGAUGAUCCAACACUCCUUUUCGACAGAGCGAAAGCAAUCGAGGACGGUCUACUCCAAACUAUUUGGAGUGCGACUGAUCAUGAAAAGAGUGAAUCCGUACCUCGAGUUCAGAUCAGCGAGGUUGAUGAAGAGACAGGGCAGCGUGUUUUUGAAGAAAGGCCGAUCAUGUACCUCAACUCUUUCAUGGUCUCGUGCUCAAUUUGUCUUUUGAUUUGCAUUAUGGGCUUGGGAUACGCCGAACUUGCUUUAGAGGUCGUUGUCUUGAAGCAUUGGAUAUCUCUUUGCUACCUGAUUAUGACUCCGAUAUACUGCUUCUUCACAUUGUUCUUCACAAACGUCGUGAUUGGUGUCCUCAUGCAAUGUUUUGGUCCAGUCCAGCAACUCAACAGGAACACCAAGUUCUUCUCUGCGACAGCACCACCUCGUCUUCUGACCUCCACCUUACCACAUGUCACUAUUCAGUGUCCUGUAUAUAAAGAAGGACUAUCUGCCGUCAUUGCUCCAACAAUCUCCUCGAUUAAGAAAGCAAUUUCUACCUACGAAUUACAAGGAGGAUCCGCAAAUAUCUUCAUUAAUGACGACGGUCUCCAACUUCUUGAUGAAUCCUCUCGACAACAAAGAAUUGACUUCUACGCUGAUCAUGGCAUCGGUUGGACCGCCCGUCCUCCUCACGGUCAAAAUGGUUAUAUGCGUAAAGGAAAGUUCAAGAAAGCUUCAAACAUGAACUACGGACUCGCUUUGUCCAAUGCUAUCGAAGAGAAACUUCACGAUAUUGAGAGACCGAUUACUUGGACUCAAGUUGAUGAAGUUUCUGCCUUUGAAACUUGUCUAUCGGAUGUUCUCGAUGAGAACCCUGAAGCAUGGGCGGAAGGGAACAUCAGAGUUGGUGAUUACAUUCUUCUUAUCGAUUCCGAUACUCAGGUUCCCGAAGACUGCUUGCUUGAUGCUGCUAGCGAAAUGGAACAAUCUCCAGACGUAGGUAUCAUUCAAUUCUCUUCUGCCGUCAUGCAAGUAUCGCACAACUUUUUCGAGAACGGUAUUACCUUCUUCACGAAUCUCAUCUACUCCGCCAUUCGUUAUGGUGUUGCGAAUGGUGGUGUAGCUGCAUUCGUGGGACACAAUGCUAUUCUCCGAUGGUCUGCUAUCCAGGAGAUCGCUUUCGAGGAUGAAGAAGGAGAUGAACGAUUCUGGUCCGAGUCUUGUGUCUCGGAAGACUUUGACAUGGCUCUACGAUUACAACUUAAGAGCUAUACAAUACGCAUGGCUGCUUGGGCUGGAGAAGGAUUCAAGGAAGGUGUAUCUCUUACCGUCUAUGAUGAAUUGACUCGCUGGCAAAAAUAUGCUUACGGCUGUAACGAACUUAUGUUUAACCCCAUCAGAACUUGGCUGUGGAAGUCUCCAUUUACACCUCUCUUCCGCAAAUUUCUCCGCUCCGGUAUCGAUAUUGGUUCGAAAGUUCAGAUUGUCGCUUAUAUCGGCACGUACUAUGCAUUGGGUAGUGCUUGGAUUAUCUGUGUUGCGAACUAUGUAUUCGUUGGUCUCUGGAACGGAUACCUCGAUCGAGCAUAUGUCGGUUCAUGGCAAAAUUGGCUCGCUAUUACGGUGGUGUUUACUGGAGCAGGUAAUAUCGGUCUUGCAGUACAACGUCAUCGUUCUGGUGAAAAGUCUUUCCUUCCUGCUAUCCUCGAAAAUAUGAAAUGGUGCUUCAUGUUCAUGAUAUUCUUCGGUGGUGUCUCCGUCCACAUGUCCCAAGCACUUCUCUGCCACAUGUUCGAGAUUAAUAUGUCCUGGGGCGCUACAUCAAAGGAAGUUGAAUUCUCCAAUUUCUUCUUGGAAGUGCCUAAGAUUCUGAAGACCUUCAAAUAUACAUACAUGAUGUGUCUCUUCGGCAUCGUCGUAAUGAUCAUCAUGGCAGAAGCGCCGUUCCUACCGUGGAGUUACAACAUCACCGAGUUCAUUGCAAUUUUUCCAUUAGGGGUUAUGUGCGCUAGUCAUUUACUGUUACCGGUAGCUUUGAACCCGGAGAUGAUGACGUUCAGUUGGUAA